GUCGGCAUCUUUCGAAUUGAAUCUGAUCAAGAGCAUUUUGAGACAAAAUAAUUACACACUAGCUUGCACCUUCGGUCGAACUCGGUCCCACGCAUGGCCGCACGGAGUACACUACGUGAUGAUUCGUCGUCAGACGUGUCGGACGACAGCGCCGCCCUUGAGAGACCUGAACUUUUAUUCACUCGGCUACUCAUCGACAGUCACGGAAACGCAAACGCGAAAGAUGAAGAUGGCAUGACUCUUCUGCAACAUGCAUCAUAUAGGGGUGAUUACGAACUCGUAAAACUCCUUUGCGAAAAAGGCGCAGACGUCAAUGCGAGAGGGAGCGAGGGUAUUACAGCAUUACAUGAAGCAUCCCUCCUUGGGUUUGACAGGAUUGUACAGUUCCUGCUGGAUCAAGACGUGCAGAUCGAUACGCGGAACGAUGAUGGCGAUACGGCGCUGCACCUUGCAUCGGCAGCAGGCUGCACGGCGAUUGUGCAGCGACUACUUGAGAAGGGCGCAGACGUGAACGGACGAGGUCACUCCGGCCGUGUCCCCUUGUGGUAUGCACUACAAGGGGGUCACGAUUUGGUUGAGAGGCUGUUGCUAGAGAAAGGAGCAGACGUGACCGCACAAGAUCAAGCUAGCAUGGCAUCAGCUCGGAAGCUAGGCGCGGCAGUUAAGCUGCGCAGGGAGGAGAAGGAAAGCUACAGCAAGACAUAAUGUACAGAGACCAUUUCCUCAGCUCCUCGACUUAACCUUGCUCGUUUGACAUGAGCUUUGAUCGUAUUCUAGUCAGCCCAAAAUCUUCAUCGCCUCUUCAAAGUCUUCCGUUUUCUCUAAGCCACUGCGCCUUUCUUUAGUCUUUAGUCGCGCGAGACUCGCCAGCGAUCGCGCUGCAAGAAAUUGAAUAUCCUCGGCCGUUUUUCUGACUCAAGAUUUAGGGACAUGUAAAUUCGAUAAAGUCUAGAGAAGGCAGGGUCUUAGACAAGUAAUGCGCAAGGACCCUAUUUCAGAGGUCAAUUAGAUACUCUUAGCACCGUAGCGUAAAAGAUCAUAGAGCACCCGG
This is a messenger RNA of Fusarium redolens, 1051 nucleotides long. Its product is annotated as ankyrin repeat-containing domain protein. Gene Ontology annotation, molecular function: protein binding. The coding region runs from base 94 to 705 and encodes 203 amino acids. The transcript has a single exon. Lineage: Eukaryota; Fungi; Ascomycota; Sordariomycetes; Hypocreales; Nectriaceae. The record is from RefSeq and is a predicted model, not a curated record.